Molecule: messenger RNA, 3897 nt
Organism: Symbiodinium sp. CCMP2592
Lineage: Eukaryota; Dinophyceae; Suessiales; Symbiodiniaceae
Source: the annotation of a GenBank genome assembly
AUGCCCGCUGAGGUGAUCAAGCUGGUUCCUGAGGUUGUGACUGGAUGCGCGAUCUGCCGAAGGUUUGCCCGACUAAAGAGCCGGCCGGUGGUGAAGUUUGGACAGCCAUCUUUCUUCAACGAGGAAGUCCAGGCGGACUACUUCCAGCUGUGGGACCAAUGGUUUCUCAUCGUCGUCGAUGCGUGUACCAGGUUCAAGACGGUGUCUGCGGCGACUGGCCGCGACCUUCCUACGGCGCUCAAGACUAUGAUGCAAACCUGGUUCGGCUACUUCGGUCCGAUGAAGAAGCUGGUAUCCGAUCAAGAGUCUUGCUUGAUGAGUCACGAGGCUGCCGUGGAGUUCGAGCGUCUGAACAUCCACCGUGAGCCAGCCGGUACUACCCGAGGCAAGGCUCAAGGUCAACACACCACCACCGGCAUCGUUGAGAAGCACAUCGACCUCGUGAAGAUCUGUAUGCUUAAGAUCAAGGCAGAAGCAGAGCGACAAGGGCUGGAUGUGGCAAUGCAUGACAUCGCUGCAGAAGCCAGUUUUGCUCAGAACGCGAGCAUCAACCUGGGCGGCUACACGCCCCACAUGAUGGUCAUGGGCACUCUUCCGAUGCCCUACUACGACAUGGAUGCUCCGGGAAUCCAGGCAAUCACUGGGUCAGAUCAGACGAACCCUACGGUGUUCGAAAAGGCCCUUCGUCUGAGACAACUGGCGCUCACAGCUGCAGCUCAGUCCAUUGCAGAAAAUCGCAUUGCUCGAGCAGGCCACACUCGACCACAACGCCUGCCGAAGGAGGACAUGAAGCCCGGCAUCACCGAGAUCGAGUUCCACCGUGAAGAUGCCGACGGCUAUGGAUGGCGAGGCCCUGGCCUUCUUCUCAAGUUGCAGGACAACGGGUCUGCCAUUGUCGAGUACCAGGGCCGACCUUAUCUGAUCCCACUGAGGAACCUUCGCCAAUUCCGCGGCACCUACUACAACGACUUCCACAACAACGUGAAGGAGCGCAAGCAGCAGGAACUGGACUCCUGGCUUGCUCUCCGCAGGCCGAUGGAAAGUGCAGAAGCAUGUGUUCCCUUCCGGAUCGACACCUACGGCCAUGUAAAGGACAUCCACGGCAACUGGAAGGUGCUGCCCAAGACCAUGGGCACCACACAGCGAGAUGGCAUUUUGUCCGACAUCGUCGCGGCAGCUAACUUCCUGACUUCCAAGGAGUGCCAUGGCAUCAAGGUCGGUGUUGGUCUCAAGAAGAUGAUCACCCCCGCCGGUACUACCGGCACGCUCAUUGCCUGGCGACGGAACACCAUACGCAUGACGAUCGUCGACAACCCUUCUGGUCAAAACAUGUCGACAGUUUCCCGCGUCGCAGGCAAGGAAGAGAUGUGUUACAUCUACUUCUACAGCUAUGCCGAGAACUUCACCGAGGCACCACCUCCCACCUGGGCUCCGAAAGGGAUACCACAUGAAGAGUCACCAAUUGUUCCUCAACUACCACCAGCUCCUCAAUCCUCACCACAAUCCAUGGACACCGACUCGACAACCAAGCAAGACAUGGACGUCGACAUCAACAACAAGCGCGAUGGCAUGGAGUCACGGACUGUGGUUUUGGCGCCUGAGACGAAGAAGCCACGGGUUUCCUUUGCUGAACCAGCUUCCUCCUACAUGCAUGAGACUUUCCUUACCAUGCAUCAGCGCCAGCACGUCAUCCACCACAACGAGCCACUUUCGCUACCUCCGGAUGACCUGUCCGCCACGGCACCGUCGGACACCUCAGAGAAGGACGCAAUCUUCCACAUGCGCUCUCCGGGCUGGUGCGCGGACCUCAACAUCGGAAGCAUCUUUCGGGUCGACUCCUCCACCGACAACAUCGAGGAGCACGACGUCUACGACAUUUGGCCUCAGGUGCAUGAAGCUGACGAGAAGGAGAUCAGCCAAUUCGUGAAUGAGAACGCUUUCGCUGCUAGACGUCGCGACUCUCUGGGAAGCGACUGUGCCAUCAUCGAUGCGAUAUGGGUACGAAAAUGGAAGAAGACUGCCAGCGGCAGGAUGGUGAAAAGUCGACUUUGUGUUCGAGGAUGCCAUGAUCCAUGGAAGCACGAGCUCCUGAGCAAGUCAUCCACCGCGACUAGAUUGAGCCAGCGACUUAUCCUUUCCUCUGCGUCGAAUGACGCGCGAAAGUCACUGGAGUCUUGGGACAUCGCGGGUGCGUUCCUCAAGGGGCUGACCUACCAGGAGCUGUGGAAGGCGCUAAAGGAGCUGGGCCUACAAAGUGUGGAGAGGCUCAUUGCCAUUGCUCCCUUGGCGUGGCAGCUCUACCUGCACAAGUUCCUCAAACAACUGGGAGCUUCCCAAAGUCACUCCGAUGAGUGCUACUGGUGGUGGCCAAGUCCAACUCACGGACAAUGGCCGAAGUCUUCACUCAGCACCCACGUCGACGAUUUGGCUGUGGAAGGUUACCAGAAAUGGCUGGAUGAAGUCUUCGAUAAGAUGUUGGCCAAGUUCGGCAAGCUCACCAGGCAGCGGCUCCCUUUCAUGCACUGCGGCUGCCGGUACUCAAAGAUUGCUGAUGGUUACAAGGUUGAUCAGCAAGAGUACGUGGAAAUGCUGAAGCCCGUGAAGAUCGCCAAUGACGACAAGGACGAUCGCGCCCUCACACCUUCGGAGACUACUCUACUGAGGAGCGCUAUCGGCGCCUUGAUGUGGACAGGGCUGACGAGGCCAGAUCUUCUAGCCGAGUUAUCGGUUCUUCAGGGCGUCAUGAACAAGGGCCUUGUAAAGCACGUUAAGGACGCCAACGAGCUUGUUGCCAAGGCCAAGCGUGACAAGGAGGCCGCCAUUUAUUACCGCGACCUCAAGACUACCAGCUACCGUAUUGUGUGCAUCCACGACGCCUCUGCAGCCACCUCGACAAAGAACUACGCUCAAGAAGGUGUACUUGUGGUGCUGAUGAGUGACCACUACCGCACCGACGACAACCACGUGGUGGUCGACGACUACACCGCCAAGCACUUGAUAUCCGGACAGGCCCAGUUGCUCCACUGUCAAAGCAACAAGGCCAAGCGUGUGUCAUACUCUACUUCGCAUGGGGAGACGUUGGCAGCCAUCAAUGGACUGGAGUGCGCCACUCUCGUGAGCACUCGUUUGGCUGAGGCGACCUACGGUUCUGCACGGCCUUCGGUUCAACAACUACUUGCGAUACAAGAACGUGGCUGUCACCACUUCCCUGUGGACGCUCACACCGAUGCCCGCGACUUUUGGGAACUGAGCUCUGGUGCGAAAAGUCUUCCUCAAGACAAGUCUCAGAGGCUGUACGUUUUGGCACACCGAGAGGCGAGAGCGUCAGGAAUGUCAGGACGCAUCCGGUGGGUUAUUCUAACGCCUACGGAAUGCAUGACUGCAGAUGCUUUGACCAAGGUCAUGACAUCACCUGUCCUCAUGGAAUGGCUCACGACUAGGAUCAUCAAGUUCUGGAACACUGGUCAUCCUCUGGAGAUGAAGCGGCUCCCUCCAUCGAACGGCAUCAACGAGCAGGACCUUAUGGAUGGCGACAACUCUUUGGCGAAGAAAACUGCUUGGUUUGUUCACGUGCCAUGGUUUCUUUUCUCGAAGAAACUCUUCGGCCUGGCUAUGGUUGCUUCUAUGAUGGAUGGUGCUGCUGCUCAACCUCCUGAUGCUCCUCACUAUGCUGGUUUCGAGGAUGGUGUCUGUAUCUUCUGCUGCUAUGGCUGUUUGCUGCGACCGGCUGUUCUUCACACGUCCGACUACUGCGACCUCACCUACAACGACGUCUUCCACUACGCAACGACCCUCGGCUACCACUACAUCAUCUUCUUCGUCUUCAGCAGGUUCCACGGCUCCAGUACCACUAACGACUUCGACGACCGAGCCUCCUCCAACGGUUGUGCUGAGUAG